AUGAGUAAGAGGUAUUAUAACGAAAGUAGUGGUGGUAGAGGAGGAUAUCAUCAAGAGUACUACCGAGAAAGUAGUGGAGGUGGCUAUUCUUCAGGAAGCAGUUAUGGCCAAAGAUCCGAAGGCCUUCAAAUUAAACGCUACAAGGACACUCACCAUCCACCACAAGCAAGUUCUUCAUCAGGAUCCAUUUUGAAAACCAACUUUUAUCCCAUACGAAUGCUACCCAAUCGUCAAUUUUACGUUUAUAGCGUUUCAGUUGCAAUCAAUGCAGCAAGAGAAUCUUUACCUUCGGCAGACUAUGGUUGGGCAGAUUCCAUGUUGAAAAAUGUCUACUUUAAGAACAAGUUAUUUUACGUGUUGAGACGACAAGGCUUGUUAAACUUGGAUAGUCCAAGCCAACGAGAAAACAUUAAGGGUUUGCCAUUCUUUGAUGGAUCUAUUUUAGUGUCCAUAUUUGAAUUGGAGCAGUUUAAGGAAGCACAAAUACCUGGUAGCUUGCCACCCCUGUAUCAACAGCCACCACCUUCUAAAGUGUUUGACAUUUCUUAUAAGAGAAGAGAGAGCAUUAUUCCAUUUCGUAUCACAAUCUCAAAAAUUACGAGUAUUGGGCUCAAUCAAAAGAUUCAAGAUGUCAAAUUAGAUCAAGCUAUUUCCUUCUGUUUAGAAACUCUAUUUUUCAAUCAUUUGGAUAUGGUCUUGUUAGGAAAAGUCAUGUGCGAAAAGCAAGGUAAACGGGAAAACAAUUUCAAUAUUAGAAAAGGAAUAAUUCCAUCACUCAUAUUUGUCACUUAUGGCCUUCAUCUGAAUCUAACAUUCAAACAAAGGAUUUCUUCUUUCACUCCGAUUAUUCACAACAUUUAUCACUAUGUAAAAAACGGAACACCACGUGACAAAAUCUCUGAUUCAUACAGAGGCUGCAGUGUAAUAGUUAACUACAAUAACAAAUCGUAUGUGAUUAAGGAGAUUGAUUUUUCACAAACACCACUGAGUACCUUUAAAAAGAAUGGCAAUGAUAUUGCAUAUGUAGAUUACUACAAGCAAACAUAUGGAAUUGAAAUUACAGACUUGAAACAGCCUCUCAUUGCAAGUAUUGUCAAGAUGCGAAACCAGAAAAAGCAAAAGAUUUAUCUAAUUCCAGAGUUGUGCUAUGUGUCGGGAGUGCAACGGUCAGAGUUGAGAAAAAUUCCAAAAUCAACCGUACAACAAAAAGAAAUGUUUGUCAAGGACAUUGUCCAGAGAGCUAAUUCGGGAAAGGCUAAAGAAUAUUGUGAUUCUGUUGGGCUGGCCAUUGAUCAAACUCCUAUUCAAUUGAAUUUAGAGGUAUUGGAUACAUGUAGAAUUGUGUCGCCAGAGGUAAUACAAAAAAAAGACAAGUGGACCAUAUCUAUCAAAAAUUUGGAUAACUACUUUUACCAAAUGCAAGACAACUGGGUCGUUAUUGGCGAUUCUCGAGAUGUUGACGAAUUACUCCAUGUCAGUGAAAGGCAUCAACUACCUCGACCAAUAGACAUAAGAAUUCGCUCUAGUUCUAACUACAGACAAGACGAAUACAUUAGCGAGUUGGAACGAAUUAAGGACUGGAGUAGGAUCAAAUUCGUUUUUUGUCUUUUAAAGGAUACCAACAAAAUUCGUUAUGCAAACAUUAAGAGGUUUUUGAGCACAGAAAUCGGAGUACCUUCCCAGUGUAUUGUUUGUAAUUCAGGAGAUUGGACAAAACGACUACCAAAUAGCUUAUUUCAAAUUGCAGCUAAAUCAGGAUGUAUCAUUUGGACAGUAGAGAAGAAGGAAGAGGAAGGUUUCUUAUCCGUUUGUGGUGUUGAACUUCAAAGAAGAGGAAGAAUGGCAAAAGGAGCAGUCACAGUGAGUUUAAAUUCCACUUGUACUCUCUAUCACACAGUUACCUUCAAAAAUGUGGAUAUUGAUGUUGCAAAACUUGAAAUUAUCAAAGGUAUCAGAGAAGGCCUCGACCGUUUCGUCGAAAGAAAUCUCGAUUUACCUCCUAACUUAAUCAUUUAUUAUUCAGGACAAGAUUUUUUAGACAUUUCAGAGGCCAUUAAUGAUUUAAGGGAGCGGUUGCAAUCCCAGCAACGUGAACGAUAUCAGAGCGACGAGAUUAAUAACCACUUGUUCAAUGUGUGUCUGAUUAGCGUAAAUAAGGAUACAAAUGCAAGAUUUAAUACUGGUAACUAUGACAAUACGCCCGUAGGAACAUGUGUAACAACGCUCUCGAGAGUAUUCACACAGGAAUUUUAUUUGACCUCUUGUUUUAUUUCAGCAAAUAUUGGAUAUAGCAGGCCAGUACGAUAUCAAAUUUUGAGCAACACUACAAAAUUCAGCGUCGAUCAAUUGACAAAUAUUACAUUCAAGCAAACCCACCUGUACUUCAAUUGGAAUGGUACGGUGAGGUUACCUGCAGCUUGUCUCUAUGCUAAGAAGGCCACAGAGGCAGUCGAUACCACUCACGAAAAACCACAUCCCAAUCUACAAAACUCACUUCACUAUCUGUAA
This is a messenger RNA of Naegleria fowleri, 2508 nucleotides long. RefSeq lists its product as uncharacterized. NCBI's taxonomy places the organism in Eukaryota, Heterolobosea, Eutetramitea, Acrasida, Naegleriidae. Gene Ontology annotation, molecular function: piRNA binding; protein binding. The transcript has 2 exons. Gene Ontology annotation, biological process: regulatory ncRNA-mediated gene silencing. The record is from RefSeq and is a predicted model, not a curated record. The coding region runs from base 1 to 2508 and encodes 835 amino acids. Gene Ontology annotation, cellular component: P granule.